Octopus bimaculoides (California two-spot octopus) is the source of this 515-nucleotide messenger RNA. RefSeq lists its product as uncharacterized. NCBI's taxonomy places the organism in Eukaryota, Metazoa, Mollusca, Cephalopoda, Octopoda, Octopodidae. The record is from RefSeq and is a predicted model, not a curated record.
GUCACAUAUAUAUAUAAAAAGUUGAUUACUUAAAUAAACAAUUACUCCAGAAUAAUUGGUGUUUCUAGAUCUUAUUCAACACAGAAAUCUUUAAAAAUUUACUUUAUGCUCCAGUGAAGAACUCAAAGAUGUCAACAGCAACGACGGAGAAUAUCUUAAAUGAAGUCUUUGGACUGAUUGAGAAACAUGGAGAAAAUGAAUAUUUUGGAGAACCAGUCAGUAUUAAGGAACACAUGAUCCAGUGUGCCAUGUUAGCUGAAGAAGAGAAUUAUUCUAAAGAGGUCAUUCUUGGAGCAUUCUUCCAUGACUUUGGACAUUUCCUGCAAAUGGAAGGGAAACAGAAUCUAAUGAUUGUUGAUGGUGUUGUCUUGGGGACAUCAAACCAUGAAAAAAUCGCAGCAGAGUAUCUGGAAGCCAGGAAUUUCUCUCCCAUCAUUUGCAACAUUGCCAGACACCAUGUGAAUGCUAAGAGAUAUCUUGUUUUCAAGAAUAAAUCCUAUUAUGAGUGUGAGUAG